AAGAAGAAAUGGCUGCAAGGUUACUUUUGAGAACGGCAGUCCGGGCCGCCACAACCUGUCGGGCUUCCCCGAUGAGGGGGCUUACCCGUGGCAUGUCGUCUGGAGGGAUUCCAACCGACGACGAGCAAGCCACUGGUAUGGAGAAGAUUAUUAUGCGCGCUAUGAGAGAGGGCUCGGACCCAUACAACAUGUUAAAGCCCAAGGAGUACGCCGGUUCUAAGGACGAUCCACACCUUGUGCCCUCCAUCACCAACAAAAGAAUUGUGGGUUGUGUCUGUGAAGAGGACAACACAGCGGUGGUGUGGUUUUGGCUCCAUGACGGGGAACCUCAGCGCUGUCCCUCCUGCGGUGCCCACUACAAGCUGGUGGCUCAUGAACUGCCGCACUGAGUCUGACGCCCGGACCUCAGCUCCCAGCGCGCCAGGAUCCGAAACCAGCCAACCUCACUCACCU
This is a messenger RNA of Chanos chanos (milkfish), 453 nucleotides long. It is a transcript of the gene cox5ba, whose product is annotated as cytochrome c oxidase subunit 5Ba. The transcript has 4 exons. The coding region runs from base 9 to 389 and encodes 126 amino acids. Gene Ontology annotation, biological process: mitochondrial electron transport, cytochrome c to oxygen. Gene Ontology annotation, cellular component: respiratory chain complex IV; mitochondrial envelope. NCBI's taxonomy places the organism in Eukaryota, Metazoa, Chordata, Actinopteri, Gonorynchiformes, Chanidae. The record is from RefSeq and is a predicted model, not a curated record.